AUGAACCUCCAAGCUUCAUCAAGUCCUCCUAACUCCAACAACAAUGGCGACCCAAAACCAGACCUCCAAAACCCUAACAAUGGCGAAACCACCGACUCCCCCGAUCCCCACCCCCUCUUCGAGGACUUCGAGAGCGCCUGCUCCACUCCCUACGUCAGCGCUCCUUCCAGCCCCGGCCGCUGUACCUCCGGUGCCGCCGCCGGUGGCUUCUUCUACAGCGCUCCGGCGAGCCCAAUGCACUUCGUUCUGACCUCAAACUCCGCCUCCUCUUCCUCCUCCUCCUCCGCCAACGACGCCGUCCCCCUCGGCUUCGAGUUCGAGCUCGGCCCGUCCGGGUCGGGCCCGACCCGGCCCAUGAGCUCCGCCGACGAGCUCUUCCUCAACGGCAAGAUCAGGCCGAUGAAGCUCUCCACCCAUCUCGAAAAGCCGCAGAGCCUCGCUCCAUUGCUGGAUCUCAACGACGACGUAGAAGAAGUUGUGGAGCUUUGUUUCGAAGCCGUUCGAGGAAGAGAUCUGAGGCUCCGAGACAAAUCGCUGCGGCGGAGAACUCGGUCCAUGUCGCCUCUGAGAUGCCCGAGCUCUCCAUUCGAAAAUGACGCGAAAAUAGUAUGUGAUAAUGUGGAGCAGAAGAAGAACGACGAUCACGAAGAAGAAGAAGAAGAAGAAGAAGAAGAAGAAGAAGGGAUUAGUAUUAACAACACGCCUUCAGUUUCGGCUUCGUCUUCGAGGUCGUCUUCGGCCGGUAGAAACUCCAAGAGAUGGUUGUUUCUGAAAGAGUUUCUCAGAAGCAAAAGCGAAGGAAGAAGCAACAACAAGUACUUUUGGUCCACCAUGUCGUUUUCUUCCCAAGCCAAAGAGAAGAAGCCCAUGAAUACUACUAAAAACGACAACAAUAACAACACCAAUAAUCCUAGUACUAGUAGUAACGUUAAUGAGGUUUCAUUGGAUGCCCAGAAAGCGAAAAGAAGCGGGCAAUCUUCGGCGAAAAAGGCGGUGAAUGGAGUCGGGAAGAAGAAGACUUAUGAGAUGCACUACACUGCGAAUAGAGCUCAAGCUGAGGAGAUGAGGAAGAAGACUUACUUGCCUUAUAGGCAAGGCUUGCUUGGGUGUCUGGGGUUCAGUUCAAAGGGUUAUGGAGCUGUCAAUGGCCUAGCUAGAACCUUGAAUCCGGUAUCUUCGAGGUAG
Morus notabilis is the source of this 1185-nucleotide messenger RNA. RefSeq lists its product as uncharacterized. NCBI's taxonomy places the organism in Eukaryota, Viridiplantae, Streptophyta, Magnoliopsida, Rosales, Moraceae. The record is from RefSeq and is a predicted model, not a curated record. The coding region runs from base 1 to 1185 and encodes 394 amino acids. The transcript has a single exon.